AUGUCCACCAGCGUCUCGUCCGCAGCGCGCCGCCUUCAGCGGGAGCUGCAGCUCGUCCACCGCGAGCCCAGCUGGGGCGCGGCACGGCUGAACCAAAAGAUUCUUCCCGCACUUUUUGCGGAGCUUCAGUCGGCUCAAGAUCGCUCCAAGCCGAGAAGAGCUUUCCAGCUUGCCAAGGUCUCCGCCGAUGACCUCUUCACGUGGCACUGCAACGUGGCCGGGCAGCCGCCUGGCGGUGGCUCCCCAGUGAUUCUGCACCUAGAGCUGACCUUCACCCAAGAAUACCCCAUGCGACCUCCGCGCGUGCAUGUGCUGGGGAGCACAGUGCAGCAUCCGAACGUCUUCUCCACCUUCAUUUGCUUGGAUAUGCUGGAAGGGGGAGAAUGGGCGGCCGAUGAAGAGAAGAGGAAGCCCUACAUGGGCUGGAGCAGCGCAUACAGUGUGCUGGCCAUCCUCCGCCAGUUGCAGACCUUCUUCUUCGAGGGCGAUGGCUCCGAAUGGUGGAAGUGUCCAAGGUGCACCCUUCACAAUCAGAAGAAAAACCGACGCUGCGAGCUUUGUGACCAUCCUCGUGGGCAGGCCAUUGAAAUCAUGGUCGAGCACCAUGAAGGCUUCAAGUGCAAGUGCGGUCAUCAGGCUACCGGUCCUCAUUGUCCGGCGUUCCCGAACGCAAUCGACUGUGACGAUGCUCCGGCUUCAGCACCCUUGCCCUCGGCUUGCUUGGGAAGUGUUUGCGUCAUUUGCCUCGGGGAUCUGGACGAUGAAGCUAGGGGCCCACUUGCCGGCGCGCCCGCUGCACGACCUUUGGCACAGCUCUGCGAGCACGGCACACCAGUCUGCACACACUACUUCCACCUGCCCUGCGCAGCGAAGCUGACCUCGAGGUGCUGCCCCAUCUGUCGGAUGCCUUUCCGGGAGGUCAUGCAGGUGUCCCGCCCAGCCAGGGCGGUCCUGGCUGACUCGGGGUCUGCCGUCCGACGUCCUCUCCUCGGCGGAGCGAUACAGAGGAUGGCCUACUUGGCAGACUGGCCGGCGGCUGUCGUGAUCGAAGUCAUGUCCUGCCUGCGUCGACACGACCGCCUUUCACUGGCCUAUGCCGUCCCGGCUUGGCAGGAAACGGCUCAGGCGCCCCUCUUCUGGGAGGCUCAGGAAGUCCAGUGCUUCCACGAGAAGAUCGGGCCGGACGAGGAUGUGAUCGGCAUCGGCGUGUGUGCACAGGGCCGUGGCCGGCUUGCCAAGCUCACAGCAUUCUUCGACGCGGUCUCCCAAACUGCUUGGCAAGGAGGCCUCCGACGUGCGGCCUGGAAGGAGCCCCUCACGCAUUGGCUGCCAUUGUUCGUGCACGCGCAGCACGCGCUGACGGCCGCCUCCCUCUUGGCGGGCUGCCUCAAUCAACUGGCAGACGCCUGCCCACAGGGAGAGGAUUCCCACUUGCCGCCGCCGGUCUUCCGACUCCUGCGCGAGCGGGACGCCCCGCAGCCUGCGGUGGAUGCUAUUGUGGCACUCCCUGAGAUCAUGCACCAGCUGCUCAAGCAGGUCUUGUAUGGCGACCGCCAUGCGUCCCUCAAGCUCUUGAAGGGCUAUUUCGUGAUGCACCGCCUCUUCCUCCACUGCUGUGAUCGUUGGCCUGUGGUGCGCGAAGCGGCGGACUUGGCACUGCAGGAGUUCAUUGGCUCGGACGAGGGCUGCACCAAGCAGGCGACUCCCUGGCUCGCCUACAUCCUGCAGCUUCUGACAGUGUCGAACAUCGGCUGGGAUCGGGUCAAGGACCAGUUUCUGAGGGAGGCGCUGGCAAGAGAGGUGCAGUUUAUCCUCCCGAAGUACCCGAGCUACCGGCCGACCCUGCCGGACCAGGAGUCCAGGGAGGAAGCUCACAUCCCCGACAGCGAGUGGGGUGCCGAAACCGGAGUUGCGGGAAGCGACCGGCAGGCUCCCACCACGGCAGCGACGGAGCUGGCCCCGAACGCCUGGCGCGGGGCCAACCGCGGGUGGAGCCGCCUCUUGGGCCGGCCGCGAGGUGGCGAAGGUGUCCAUGCCUUUUCCGUCCACGUGCGUCGCCUGCCUGCCGGCAGUGCAGUGCGGGUCGGCUGGGUUGCCGAGGAGGGAGAUAAGCUCGUGGGGGCAACGUCCCUGGGCUGGGGGUACCAUGCCUCCAACUCCUGUUUCGGUGGCUACGGCUGGAAGGCUCACGAUGGUCGCUGGACCCGCUACGGCAAAGCCUUCGGCGAGGGAGACACCAUUACGGCUGUCCUCGAGCCCGGUGUCGUCAGGUUCCUGCUGAACGGCGAGGAUUUGGGCGUGGCCUUCCGCAUCGACAGCUCCCAAAUCCCUGGUGGCUUCUGCCCGGCCGUGGCUUUGCGGCGCGACGCCGAGGUGGAGAUCGCUGCGGUGGAAGAUUCGGGACCACAGGUGGAGCUCUUUCUCACUCCCGAGCGCCAGCGAGAUGUGGCGUGGGAUGCCAACAGGCGUGGCAACACCUUGAUCAUGUUCCAAGUGUACUUCCUUUCCUUGGUGCGUCCAGCCCAAGAUCCUCCUGAUUGGUCAAAGCUCAAAGAGGAGUAUGACAGACGCUACGGCUUUCCAUCUCCACAGAUGUCUUCGGCCCUGUUCGACAAGUUCAGCGAAGUCCACCACAUCCGCACCAUGUCUGGGCAGGAGGCGUGGAGGAAGUUCUUGGACAUGAUCGGCUUCCCCGACUUGGACAUGGACGGCUUGCAGGCAUGGCUGUGCGUCGCCUACGAGCGUGCGAAAGCCCUGGGCUACAAGCAGGGAGGCCACAAGUGGCUGUGGCGCUUUCUGCGGAGGCGGGAUUGGCGCCGAUUCGAAGCGUGCUUGGAGCGAUUGAGGGAGCGUGACAUCCAGUUCGACGAAGUGACCUACAACUUCGCGAUGUAUGGCUUGAUGCUCCACCCGCAGAAAGACGACGAGCUGGCUAGCCAGGUCUUCGACGAGAUGAAGGAAGAUGGCCGUUUCCACCCUGCCCUGUUGGAUAGCCAAGACAGAAACAAGCACAUGAAAGACACUUUGCUUGAGUUUGUGCAGCAUACAUGCUAUGUUGUCAGAGUGCUGUUGCCGUGA
Symbiodinium natans is the source of this 3078-nucleotide messenger RNA. NCBI's taxonomy places the organism in Eukaryota, Dinophyceae, Suessiales, Symbiodiniaceae. The record is from the annotation of a GenBank genome assembly.